AUGGCACGGGUCCUCCAAGCCCCGCGCUGCCCACUGCACUACAGACAAGCGCCCAGAGCCAUCACAACGGGUUGGCGCCUGCACCCCACGGAAAAGAAGACGACGCGGAACGUGUCCGCGGGGUUCCCCUCACUCCCCCCCCGCCUGCAGCUGCCCGAGAUGCAGCGAAAACGCCACGGGAAGCGCUCGCCAGGGCUGGCCCCGCAGAAGAGAGAAAGGGUUUCCCAUAAUUCCCUGCGCGACAGCGAAAGCUCGGGGACUAGCCGGCGGCCGGUCGCCUCCCCUUUUCCCUCCCAAGACACCGUAGGCCGCGGUUGCCAUGGGGACUUGAGGUCGGCUUCCAUGCCUUGGCCACCGGCUGCCCUGUCCCGGGUGUUCGCCGAGCUGGCGCCGCUAAGCGAGAGGGGCCGGGAUGGCUUCUGCGGCGCCGCCGGGGAGACGCUGCCGAACCUCCGCAGCCACUUGCCCCUGUGCGCGCCCUCGGCACCGCCAUCGGCCCAGAAUCCGGCCCGCGAGGUGCACGUGAGCGGCUCGGCGGAGAUGUCGUGUGGCCCGGACCGGGCACUAGUUACGGUGAAGGUCAGCAGCACCAAAAACUCGGCGGCCGAGGCCAAGAACAGUGUGGGCCGCCGCCUGGACUACAUCGUGCAGAGCCUGCAGAAGCCUGGCAUCCAGGCAGAAAAUAUAACUGUGACAAAGGAUUUUAGUAGAAUAGAAAAUGCUUAUCACAUGGAAGCAGAGGUCUGCAUUACAUUCACUGAAUUCGGAAAAAUGCAGGAUGUUUGUAACCUUCUUGUUGAAAAGCUAGAUAGUUCUGUUAUCAUCAGUCCUCCUCAGUUUUACCAUACACCAGAAGCUAUUGAGAAUCUUAGACGCCAAGUCUUUCUCUGUGCUGUUGGGAAUGCAUGGCGAAAAGCUCAAGAAGUUUGUCAGCUUGUUGGUCAGUCACUUGGAAAACCUCUAUUAAUCAAAGAAGAGGAAACGAAAGAAUGGGAAGGUCAAAUAGACAAUCAGCAGUUAUCUGACCUAGCAGGUUCACUAAGUAUACAACAGAAAAUCCAAAGUGCAACAAUAUAUGCUUCUUCCAGGGUAUUUUUAAACUUUGAAGUUAACAAAAAGGAAAAGAAAAAAAAGACUUAAAAUUCUUUAUAACCAAAAUUUUUUUGUCUUUGUAUCUUUGUAUCUAAUUGCCUAAAACCAUGGUUAAAUUUGUAUAAUUUUUAUAGUUUCUUUAUACUAAGAUUAAUAUUUUAUGUAGAAUGCCAAAUUUUAUCUGUCAGCUAAAAAAAUGUACCCCACAGCAUACUUAAACUCUUUGUAUUCUUCAUUUUCAGUUUCAUUCCCAUGUUCCCCACAUUCUUCUUUCAUUGUAAUGUCAUUCUUUUUACAUUUUUCUUUUUUGUGACCAUGCGAACAGAAUUUGCAUUAUUAGGUAUGUUUUCUCUUUUCUGGAAUUUUAAAAAAAAAACUUUUAGACUUUGGUUUUCAUGGAUAUGUUUAUAGAGUGCUUUCUAUUCAAUUUUUACUGGUUUGUUUUAGUCUUAUACCAUGUUCAGUAGAUGCAUUAAAUAUUAAUUUUAGUGCAGUAUUAUCAUAAAUUAAUCUGCUUCACUUCAUCACAUGACUACAGUUUUACAUUUAAAUGUGGUUUCAGCUUCUGCACUACAAUCCAAAACUGCCAAAACUAAAUACUUUAUCAAAUAUUAAAUGAACUUAAAAAAAACUGGAUUUCAGUUAAAAACCAAGUAACUUUAUUUUGUAAAAGUAAUUUAUUGAUGAAAUUUGUAAAACUGAAAAUGUGGAACACCAGCAUGCACUAUUGGGCCUUAAGUUUCAAGUUAAAGGGAUACACAGUACUGCUUCAGGGAGCUUAUAGUUUUUUUUAAAUGUCAACCAAAGUUAAGCUAAUAGAGCAACUACAAAAGUGAGUAGAAGGUAAGGUUGGAGUCAAGCUUGAAGAAUAGAGUAAGUGAGCAUUUACCUGGAAGAGGUACAUCCUUAGCUUUAGUUGUAGGGAGAGAAUGAUGCAUUAUGGUAGGCAAAUGAUCAUUACAAAAAUAGAUUUUUUAAGUUUUUUUCAGCAUUUGGGGGAUGAUACUACAUUAGGGAAACUUUAAAACAGUCUUGAGCAGACUGAAGGAAGAGCUGGGAUGGAAUAAGAGAAGAGAACAAAAAACAAAAUAAGACUAUUUGAAGUUUGUAUUUUAUAUAAAUGACUGAUAAGUAGUGAUUUUAGCUCUAAAAUGCAGUAAAUAUAUUUGAAGGAGAAAGGAAAAAAGUUUAUUGUAAGUUCUUUUAGAGUAAAGACAAUACCUUAUUCUCGAAUCUCCUCAGCACUUUAUAUAGUGUUUUGCAGAACCAUAACUGGUAGUAGAAUUUUGGCCUGUCAUGGCACUAACAGCUGUGGGUCCAUACUCCACGAGGGGUACAAAGCUCCAUCCUUUUACCAGGAUCUAAGAGAGUUAGAAACAAGGAUUUCCUCCGGCCACUUUGGUUUUAACACUCUGGGCACUUCCCUUUCAAGACAAAGUCACAUAUGUGAGUUAUAUGCCUGCACACAGGGAAGGCAAUGGAGGACUGGAAAAUUAUAUACUUGUCUCACUCUCUAUCCACAGAUUCCAACUGGCUUGAGCAGACUAUAAAUCUCCCUACCCUCCAGUUCUU
Molecule: messenger RNA, 2664 nt
Organism: Vombatus ursinus (common wombat)
Lineage: Eukaryota; Metazoa; Chordata; Mammalia; Diprotodontia; Vombatidae
Gene: IRAK1BP1
Product: interleukin 1 receptor associated kinase 1 binding protein 1
Biological process (GO): immune response; canonical NF-kappaB signal transduction
Source: RefSeq, a predicted model, not a curated record